CAUCAGAGUUUUACUAUGGGUCAGACAUUACCAAAACCGGUGACUACAAAGCACACGGAAAGGUGUCAUAACACGUUUCUAAAGGUUGGCUCCAGCUCUAUGCAGGGAUGGAGAAUCAACAUGGAAGAUUCCCACACUCAAAUACUGGAACUUCCCGAUGAUCCGAGUGCCGCAUUUUUUGGAGUUUAUGAUGGUCAUGGCGGUGCAAGGAUAGCACAAUAUGCUGGCGAGCAUUUACAUAAAUUUAUUAUCAAGAGACCAGAGUAUGAAGAGAAUAAAAUUAGUGAUGCCUUACAACUGGGUUUCAUGGACAUGGACACUGCUAUGGCUGAAGAUGAAGUUUUAAAAGAUGAGGUUUCUGGAUCAACUGCUGUAGUUGUUUUAUUAAAAGAUAAAAAAAUUUAUUGUGCAAACGUUGGAGAUUCAAGAGCUAUUGCAUCAGUAAGUGGUGUAGUUGAACCAUUAUCAUAUGACCACAAACCAAACAAUGAGUUAGAAACCAAAAGAAUUGAAGCAGCUGGUGGUUGGGUCAUGUUUAACAGGGUGAAUGGCAACUUGGCCCUAUCCAGAGCUCUAGGAGAUUAUAUUUACAAAAAAAAUGACCAAAAAAAAUUAGAUGAACAAAUUGUUAUUGCCUGGCCUGAUAUUGAAGUUAAGCCAGUUACAAAGGACUUAGAAUUCAUUGUCUUAGCGUGUGAUGGAAUUUGGGACAUAAUGACUAAUGAAGAAGUUCUUAAGUUUGUGCGUUUCCGUGUCAGCAAUGGCAUGGAGCCCGAGGAUAUAUGUGAAGACUUAAUUACAAGGUGUUUAGCACCUGAUGGUCAAAUGGGAGGUCUUGGGUGUGACAAUAUGACAGUUGUGAUAGUUUGUUUCCUAGGAGAAGGACGUAUUUGGAAAGAAUUACAAGUACAGUGUUCUAAACCUUCAGCUGCAAAAUCAAACAGCCCAAAUAGCUCCCCAACAUCAAGUCCCAAAACCAAGCACUAGUAUUUUCUUGAUUUUCUUGUUUAUAUUUUAUUUUACUUUGGUUCUCACACAUAAUUUGUUUUUUGGCAAUAGAUUAAUAAUAAAAAGUAAUAUAGUUGCCCUAUAUAAAUCCUAAGUCAUUAUUGUGACAGCUUAUGUCUCUCGAAACACGGAAUUUUUGAUAAGUUUUAAAACAGACCACCAUGAGAACAAUUUGAACAUCAGUAGUCUAUAGAAUUAACAAUCAAUUUCAAGUUAGUCUGGCAUUUUUUAUUAAAUGUUUGGAAUAAACAGUUUUUAAUCAGGGUCAGGGAAUUUAACAAAAUUUAGAACCCAUGACCUCUUGAUUUAAAAACAACAAGAUAUUCUUUAAACAAUUAUGUAUUGGUGAGCAUUGGCAUUUUUGGGUAUUUUUUAGAUUA
This is a messenger RNA of Acyrthosiphon pisum (pea aphid), 1388 nucleotides long. RefSeq names its product putative protein phosphatase 2C T23F11.1. Gene Ontology annotation, biological process: protein dephosphorylation. Gene Ontology annotation, molecular function: protein serine/threonine phosphatase activity; cation binding. The record is from RefSeq and is a predicted model, not a curated record. The coding region runs from base 16 to 987 and encodes 323 amino acids. Lineage: Eukaryota; Metazoa; Arthropoda; Insecta; Hemiptera; Aphididae. The transcript is spliced from 6 exons.